Molecule: messenger RNA, 1411 nt
Organism: Chiloscyllium plagiosum (whitespotted bambooshark)
Lineage: Eukaryota; Metazoa; Chordata; Chondrichthyes; Orectolobiformes; Hemiscylliidae
Source: RefSeq, a predicted model, not a curated record
CAGGUGGUGAGGGAGGACCUCCAUGUCCUCGGCAGAGUGGGAGGGGGAGUUGAAAUGUUGGGCCACAGGGCUGUUUUUAUGCUAAUCCGAAAAUACCUGUCCCAUUUGUAAAAGGGAAUCUGAUCUUUUGAUCUGUAAAUAGAAACAGAAAUCGAUACUUUGUUUCACUGUUUAUUGGGCUUUCUACUGUACGUUGCUUAGUGUAUAUUUUUCUUUGAUAAAGUAUUGCUGAUGGAAGUCCCCUUUUCUCCACGUCAAUUGUGUUUCACUGCGUGACUUUAUAGAAUCGAAACCGAAACUGAUCACUUUAAAACACGGAGAAGUGGGGAGCCAGCGUUCAGUUCCAGUAUCCGCUAUCGCAUAGCUGUUCAACAUGAGCUCCAGCGAGUGUGAGCAGGGGCGAGAGCAGCAGCAGUUGAUGCUGAUCGAUUGUUUCCGCAACCGCUUGGUCGCGACCAUCCAAGUGGAGCCAGUGCUGGACUUCAUCACGUUCGUGGAAGAGGCCGAUAAAGAGGAGAUCCGGGCCAUGAAACUGCAAAAAGGCAACCAGGCUGCUGUCAAUCUGCUACUCACCAAGAUCACCAGGCAGCCCCCUGCAGCGGGCUGGUUUGGAGAGUUUAUCACUGCCCUGAGGGAAGGCGGUUGUUCUCACGCCGCUGAGUAUGUGCGUCUCGAUACAGAUUACGGUAUAUCGCCAUCACUGGAAGCCCAAAAUGACCUGGAGGUGAAACUCAUCGACAUCUUGGCCCCAAGUUUAAUCGACAAGCUGCUACCCUUUGACAUUUCUGUGUAUUGCUUUACCAGUGGCAUUUUGACCCAAGAUGACGUGGAGAAUAUUAUGAGUGAAACUAAACAAAAUGGAAACAGAGCAGGAGCCCGGAAAUUAUUGAGUAGAUUAAUUAUGAAACCUCCUGGUUGGUUCUCCACAUUUUUGGGGAUACUACACAAGACUGAACAUGGGGAUCUUGCAAACUUAUUAGCUGGCAAUGAUAAUAGCUUAUCUGAAACAGAAGAACCAGCAGAAGAAAGUAAAAAUGUAGCAGAUGAACAAUUAUCAACUGAAGAGCAGAAUAAUAUGGAUAAUGCUAAACCAGACAAGAUAGCUGUUGAAAAAAAUGAGCAGCCACCAGAGGACUUGUAUAGUUGCCCUAUUAUAGAAGAAGAAAACAAUGAAAACAGCAAGAACAGUGAUGAAAACAGCAUUCUAUCUGGGAUUUCUGUUUUGGAUCUGUCUCGGAAUGCAGAAUCUGUUCAUGAUUUAGCAGAGACAAGUAUCUGCAGUUCAAAUGAUAGUCAACUAGAAAAUGGAAGCUCUGGUGUGUCUGGAGAUGAAAACGCCAAUUCAGGUAAGGUGUUGUGUAACUUAAUUGGCAGAGUAUGUAUAGAGUCUAUCUAAUAACAGUUAUGAGCA